Molecule: messenger RNA, 393 nt
Organism: Penicillium canescens
Lineage: Eukaryota; Fungi; Ascomycota; Eurotiomycetes; Eurotiales; Aspergillaceae
Exons: 2
Coding region: 1-393 (130 amino acids)
Source: RefSeq, a predicted model, not a curated record
AUGGGAAACAUCUGCUCCCGCGGCUCCAACAAUAAUAACGACCCUUUCACCCAACCAGGCCGCACAGUGGGUACAAACCGCUCAGAUCAAAACCCAUCACCCCGCGCCCCGCUUCCAGCCAAGACAAACUGGAAAGCAACACCAGGCCGCACCCUCGGCGAGAGCAAUACCAACUCUGGUGGCAGCGAAGCACCAAGUGAUGAGGCACGCGCCAAUGCAGCUAUUGCUGCACAGAAACGCGCCGAUAGCAGCACCACUGGUAAAGGCAAACUAGGCUCAAAAUUGGCUGCACAGAAGGCACAGACACAUGCGCAGACAUUGGAUCAGGUUAGUCGGACUGAGAGGGCAGCGCGCGACGCCGAUGGAGCCGAGGCUGCGAGGAGGUGGGAAUAA